This is a messenger RNA of Akanthomyces muscarius, 966 nucleotides long. RefSeq lists its product as uncharacterized. The record is from RefSeq and is a predicted model, not a curated record. Gene Ontology annotation, molecular function: protein binding. NCBI's taxonomy places the organism in Eukaryota, Fungi, Ascomycota, Sordariomycetes, Hypocreales, Cordycipitaceae. The transcript is spliced from 2 exons. The coding region runs from base 1 to 966 and encodes 321 amino acids.
AUGCGCGGAUAUCUGCGGAACGACCUUUUGCGACGAAAUACGGAAAGAACUGCCAGGUAUCAUCUCCAUGAUUUGAUUGAACGUGAGCGCGCGCAGGACAUCAAAGCUCUACAAAGCAACGAAAUUCGUACGCCUGAGUCUCAGGCUGACUAUGGCGCCGCACUUCUAUAUGCGAUCGAGUGUGGUAAAGAUGAAAUUGCAUUGGCACUCAUUGACAGUCGCGGGAUUGACCUGAGCGUGCGAAACGAGGAGAAAUGGACGCCUCUUACUCUGGCAAUAGCCGAAGGCAAGACAGAAGUGGUGCAAAAGUUACUCGAGCGCGAUGACAUCGAAGUCAACGGUGUUCGAGGCUUCGACUACGGUCUGCCAAUCUUUGAAGCCUGUAAACGGGAAGAUCUCGAGAUCCUUCAGAUGCUGCUCGCCUCGGAAAACAUCGAUGUCAACGCAACAGACAACUGCGGUCGGACAGCCUUACAUUUGGCCGCUGAAAAUCGCCAUGUCGCAGCGAUACAAGCCCUUCUCGAUGAUGGGCGGGUCGACAAGCAAGCCCAAGAUGACCAGUCAUUGACGGCAAUUAGUAUUGCUUUGGAGGCCGGAUCAUUUGAUGCUAUUUCAUUACUUUGGGCACAUGGCUCGCGUUUUCUGGUGGAAGAUCUUUUAGAGGAAAGCAGUGCUGGGCAUGUUUUCGGCAGUCAUCGCUGCAAAGACGGUGGACGGGAAAUCCAUACUUUGUGUGCAUGUGCUGCAGCAUGCGGUGAACUGGAAUUGGUUGAGCAACUGCUUGGAUUUACGAGCGAGAAUACUCUUACAGAGUCAAUGCACAUGGCCGAGAAGAAUGGGGAAGCCGAAAUUGAAGAUCUACUAUUAAUGUACACAACGGCAAAAAGAAAGCUAGUCGAUGACGUAGUCGCAAGCUGCCGGCAAGAGCGCAAGAGGAAGAAAUUGAGCACCUAUCUACGAGUUUAA